Molecule: messenger RNA, 1308 nt
Organism: Diaporthe citri
Lineage: Eukaryota; Fungi; Ascomycota; Sordariomycetes; Diaporthales; Diaporthaceae
Exons: 3
Coding region: 1-1308 (435 amino acids)
Biological process (GO): protein localization to phagophore assembly site; autophagy of mitochondrion; nucleophagy
Cellular component (GO): fungal-type vacuole membrane; cytosol; extrinsic component of membrane
Molecular function (GO): protein binding; phosphatidylinositol-3-phosphate binding; phosphatidylinositol-3,5-bisphosphate binding
Source: RefSeq, a predicted model, not a curated record
AUGGCUUCCGCAAACCUCAACUUCAUCACCUUCAACCAGGAUCACAGCUGCCUGGCUGUCGGCACCUCUAAAGGCUUCCGAAUCUAUCAUACAGACCCCUUCUCCAAGAUCUUCAGCAGCGACGACGGCAAUGUCUCCAUCAUCGAAAUGCUCUUCUCCACCUCCCUCGUCGCUCUGGUCCUGUCUCCGCGACAUCUUAUCAUCCAGAACACCAAGAGGGCUUCCGUGAUAUGCGAACUUACCUUCCGCUCUGCCGUUCUUGCCGUGCGUCUGAACCGCCGACGCCUGGCCGUCAUCCUCGAGGAGGAGAUCUACCUGUACGACAUCGCCAACAUGACCUUGCUCUACGUCAUCACAACCUCUCCGAACCCGACCGCCAUUUGCGCGCUCUCGCCCUCGUCUGAAAACUGCUACAUCGCCUAUCCCUUGCCGAAACCCAGGGAAGACACGGGCGAGAGGCGCCCAGCCCACGCGCCUCCCCUUUCCACCUACGUGCCUCCCACCUCCGGCGAGGUUUUGAUCUUUGACACGAUAACGCUCAAGGCCGUCAAUGUCAUUGAGGCUCACCGGUCCCCCCUCUCCUGCAUCGCCCUCAACAGCGACGGGACCUUGUUGGCCACCGCAUCCGAGACGGGCACCAUCAUCCGUGUUUUCUCGGUACCCCGUGGCCAGAAGCUGUACCAGUUCCGCCGUGGCACCUACCCGUCCACAAUCUACAGCAUGUCGUUCAAUUUGAGCUCUACCUUGCUCUGUGUCUCCUCGACAUCUGAUACUGUCCACAUAUUCCGGCUAUCCAGUCCAGGUCCGCAUGGCGGCGCUGGUGCAAGCGGAUCUACGAGCGCGGCAGAAGCUGCAGAACAGACGCCAUCGCCCCGCGCGGAUCGGUGGUCUCGGUCGCGGUCCCGCAGCUACGACAGUGGAAACGACUCUCCUGGCAGCGCGACAGGGUCGCCGCGCAGCGAUGCUGCUGAGCUUGCAGGUUCUCCUGCCAACAAUGGCGCGGGCGCGACCAGCAGCCCGGCAAACCGGCGGCAGAGUGGCUCAUUCAGUAGCAUGUUGCGGCGGUCUUCCCAGCUGAUGGGCCGUAGUGUGGCCGGUGUCGUUGGAUCAUAUCUCCCGCAGACUGUGACAGAGAUGUGGGAACCCCUGCGUGAUUUCGCUUACAUCAAGUUGCCCAAGGUGUCCUCGGCUACAUCCCCCAACAAGGCGCCGGCCAACACCGGGCCUGCGGGGCUGAUGUUUCCCAACGGGCCCUUGCGGAGUGUUGUGGCAAUGCAGCAGCAGCCCACAGGUCAUGGUUGUGACUAG